Messenger RNA from Cordyceps fumosorosea ARSEF 2679, 1476 nucleotides. Its product is annotated as MFS transporter. The record is from RefSeq and is a predicted model, not a curated record. The coding region runs from base 1 to 1476 and encodes 491 amino acids. Gene Ontology annotation, biological process: transmembrane transport. Gene Ontology annotation, molecular function: transmembrane transporter activity. NCBI's taxonomy places the organism in Eukaryota, Fungi, Ascomycota, Sordariomycetes, Hypocreales, Cordycipitaceae. Gene Ontology annotation, cellular component: membrane. The transcript is spliced from 4 exons.
AUGGCCAACAUAGUCAAGGACAAGCGUGAUGACCUCGAAAGCAUGACAAGUGCCAAGUACAUUGAAGAGCUUGCAGAUGGCGGAACCAAUUUAACUGAGGAUGCUGCUGAACAGGAGCUCGAGUCCAAGCUUCGCUGGAAGCUAGACUGGCACAUUGUUCCCUUGACCAGCGUCAUCUUCUGGAAUGCAAGAAUCGCCGGCCUAGAAAAGAACCUCAACAUGCACGGAUACCAGUUCAACAUUGCCCUCUCCGUAUUCUACGUCUCCUACAUCCUCUUUGAGAUCCCCAGCAACAUGGUCUGCAAGUGGAUGGGCCCGGGACGUUUCAUCCCCGUCGCCACCUUCUGCUUCGGGGUCCUGACCAUGUGCACCGGCCUGGUCCGCGAUUUCUCGAGCCUCUGCGGCGUCCGCUUCCUGCUCGGAAUCUUCGAGGCCGGCAUCAUGCCGGGGCUCGUGUACUACCUCUCGCGAUGGUAUCGCCAAAGCGAAAUGACCUUUCGAAUCUCCCUCUUCAUCGUGUCCGGGUCGCUGGCGGGCGCGUUCGGCGGUCUCCUGGCCUCGGCGAUUUUGAAGAUUCCCAGCAUCGGCACGCUUCACUCGUGGAGGAUGAUUUUCGUCAUCGAGGGCAUCGCCACCUGUCUCCUGGGGAUCGGCAGCUGGUUCGUCAUGGCCAACGACCCCCGCACCGCUCGCUGGCUCUCCGAGUCGGAGCGCGCCCUCGCCCUGCGCCGGCUGCGCAGCGAGCGCCCGGCCGAAGGCGCCGAGCUCGUCGACGCCUUCAACUGGACCAAGAUUCGGCGCGGCAUCCUCAAUCCCGUCGUCCUCGCCACCGGCUGGAUCUUCCUCCUCAACAGCGUCAUCGUCCAGGGCGCCUCCUUCUUCCUGCCCACCCUCGUCGCCGCCAUCUUCCCGGACCGCAGCGUCACCACCAAGCAGCUGCUGACCGUGCCGCCCUACGUGCUCGGCGCGCUCUGCUGCAUCGGCACCAGCUACGCCAGCUGGCGGCUGAACCGCCGCGGCGUCUUCCUGAUCCUCUGCGCGGUGGUGCCGGCGGUCGGCUACGCGCUGUUCAUCGCGACGCCGCGCGCGGACGUCCGCUACGGGGCCAUCUUCCUGCCCUUCUUCGGCAUCUACACGUACGGCGCGCUGACCAACUCACACGCGGCGGCCAACGUGGCGUCCGACACGGCGAGGUCCUCGGCGAUCGCGACGAAUGUCAUGUUGGGUAAUAUGGGAGGGCUGGCGGCUUCUUGGGCGUACGUGCCGUCCGAUGCGCCCUUGUAUAACAUCGGUACGGGCCUCAACCUGGCUUCCAUGACGUCGGUGAUCAUCACUGCCACUGCGUUGUACUUCUGGGUCAGGAGGGACAAUAGGCGUCGCGACGAGCUCGAUCCCGUAACAGAACUGAGCGGUCUAGAUGCGUCUGAGAUUCAAAACCUCGACUGGAAGCACCCUGAAUUUCGCUGGCGGAAUUGA